GGAAUUUUAAAGCGUUGAUCACCAUCCUUUUAAUUUGUCAAAUCUUAUAACAUAUAUGUUUGAUUACUCACCUAAAAAUAGUUGAUUAAUUCCCCAAGCAUAUUCAAGUAAGCCUUUUCUUAAUUUUCAUAUGGCUUUCACAGCGUUAAUGUUUAUACUUUACCAUAAUAUAAGUCACAGAAAAUUACGUGUUGGGAUCGCCGUAUUUGUUUUGACUUAUUUCUCGUUCUCUCACGCUUAAGUAUGUAGAUAUUGUUGUAGACGUCAUAAUACAAAUGUCUUGUGAUGCUAUACGAAGAGGAUAAAAUAAGUCACUUAAUAACAAUUUAACUGAUCAUGCAGUCUUCAGUCUUCAGUAAUAAGGAUAGGAGGUCUAGUGACCUAUUUUAAUCCUUGCAGUUUGUUACACUGUGUAGGUCCAAUCUCGUCUUGAAUAUAUCAUCAGAAGGUGCUGAUAUUACGUGUUCUGGUAGAGAAUUCCAGUAAUUCACUACUCGGUGAGAGAAACGAAACUCCAGACGUAGACGAUUUGAUCUCGGUUUUUAGACUUUCUUUGAAUGUCCUCUCAAAUGACCAGCCCUAGACGGGAGGAAAAGAUAGGACAUGUUAGUACCAAGGUCAUCGUUCAGGAUACGAUAUUCCAAUAUUAGAUCACCCCGUAUUCGCCGGUAAGAUAACGGAAAUAAGUUGAGGUGUCUCAGUCUGUCUUCAUAAGAUAGGCUAGAUAGGUCUUUUAUCAUUUUUUUCCCGCGGCGUUGGACUCGUUCCAACAUAUCCGCCUAAUAUUUGAAACAAGGACUCGCUGCCUGAAUCCCAUAUUCCAAAUGUGGCCAAAUGUGGCCAUCCAGAUACUGGAUGCUAAUACUGAGAAUGAUAUCCCUCAUUACAGACUGUACCUAGGUGGUUCUCAAGCUUUUGUGUAAAAGAUUUCGCAAAAGAUUCCAUUUCUAGGGUUUCUGAAAAAAGAGUUCUCCUGCUUGUCGAUUCUUGCCAAAAAAAGUAGCAUGGAUUUUUGUGCGUAAUCGUUCAUGUUCCAUCUUAAGCGGAUAUUCAUCCGGAUGUAAUUGAAAUAUGAUGAAUCACCACUAUCAACCAUUAAAUUCAAAUUUGUACAUUGAGUAUGGAAAGACAACUGUUCAUGUAAGUCCAAUUUUGGUAAGCUUCUAUGAGUACUUGGUCUUCGGCUGACAUAUUUUUUGGUAUAAUAGGUCCUGAACGUUUCUGACUAGACGUAAAAAGCCGUAUGCUUCAGGUUUUUUUUGUCGUUGCUGAUUUUUAAACUCAAUUGCUAUGUGCUCUGAGUUGUCCUGAUCUGCUGAAAAGAAAAAGAAAGAAAAUGUCGAGUUCACAGUCAAUUCUUGGAGAUUUUGUGACAAUUAGGAGCAUUUGAAUCAUCAUAUGAACUGCAUAUCCAAGAAGUAACGCAAUUUAACCAAGAUGAGCUAGACAAAUACGAACGAAUGCACUGUAUUUGGAAUUCAAAAUCAAAGCAGUCGUCAAUACAAAGUAAUCAUUGGUUCAUACAAACACCACAUCCACCACAGAUUUUAUUGGAGUCUAAGUGUCCGUAAUCAAUCGUUCGUCUUCUUCUUAAGUUCAUCCUGUUUCUGUCCGACAGUGCAAUAGAUAAAGGCUCUGUAAUACCUAGAAUGCACUCGUAAGUAUCAGAGUUGACAACCGAAAUUGGAACAGACUCACCUGAUUUCUGGAAUUGUAUACAACCAUCAUGUCGGUUGUGUAGUGAAACCAUUGAUAUCUAGAACUUACAUCAUAGACUUUCCAACACUAUCCUCCCCCACGAAAUAAUGUUUGUUCCUUACGUUGCAGUUCUGUGACCAGCUUGACCCUCCCAAUUCGCAUUAUCCUCUUAUUUCUCACACUUUGAUUAUCGUGUGUGAGUACUUUGGGGUUAACACUGACAUAUAACUUGAGGCAUUGUAUCAUGUGACUUUGACUUGCAUAAAAAAUAUGAUACACGUUCUUUUUGUUAUUCAUAUUACAAUAUACGGACAAAUAUGCACUGAUAUGUGUAAUUAACACAUGUGAUUCAUCUAGGCUUGAUUCACCUGUGAAACAAUUAAAUGAAAAACAUACAUCUGCCUCAUACUCAUUAGGAUAAUCUUGGAAUUGAUUUGGACUUUCUGCCUGUAAAAACUUCAUAUCUCGGCAAACUGGUUCUCUGACUGCUUCAGGGAAACUUGUUAUUCCGUUUGAUUCAUUAUACCACUGGCUAUGGAUUCUAGUCAACACAUAUUGAUUUGGAGGAUAUCCAACAUAAAACUUGUGCACAUCUUCGUAAAUUGUUUCACAACUCCCCAAUCAAUUGUUAUCUGAAUAAUCUUGAUUACGAAUUGGAUUGCAGCAACGUAGUAAAGUAGUGGAUUUCCUGAUGUCUUGACGAAUCAUUUCAUUGAAUUUUCCUUCUUUACUGCAUUCGAAAUUUGUACACUUUACAUGGUGUAGUAGUAUCUUGAGGGUUGCAUAAGGGAGUGAAAUCGGUUUGUCUGGGGAUGCCAAAGUUUUUAUUAAGCUGUAUGCUUCUUUUCCGAUGAAUGUAAAGAAAUGGGCCACAAUAUUAACAUCCUCAACAUUUUCCUUGGUCAUAGUUCAGAUUUUGAACCUCUCCAUGUAGUCCUCAAAAGCAUCAAAAUCUGAAUGUAUGUCUAAUUGAUCCAUCUCAGGCUCUAUUGCGACACCAAUGUGAUAUUUAAGAGCUUUUGAAUUAUAGUAUAAACUAGGAAUCCCAGAAAUAACCCAAUUUGAUCUAGAAGUACUAGACAAACACGGACGAAUGUAUUGUAUUUGAAAUUCAAAAUCAAACAGUCAUCAAGUACAGAGGAACCAUUGGUUCAUAUAAUCACCACAAUUAUUUUUACAUCGAAACUGGACUGCUUGUUAAUCUUUUAUGAGACAAAGUCAAGAGAUGUGACUUUUUUGUCUCGCCGCUAAUGGUCAACAUUGAGGUUCUGCAAUUGCACGAGCACUUUUCAAGAUACCUGAGUCACUUGUUGAACAUUGGCUUUCAGCCUGUACGCUGUUUUAAAGUUUGGAUCACGCUUAGGUUAUGUAUACGGCAGUCAAAAUAUUCGUACGCAACUUUGUUAGUGACCAUAAUAAAGUUCGUAGAGUUCUGAACCACUUAUCUUCAGUCACAUGGCAGUGGGCUGUGGUCUUGAGAUCGUGGAUUACUGCUACUGAGAUGAAGAUGAUUUUUAAUUGACCGAGUGGUAUAUCAUAUUUAUGUCUUCUUGGGGUGAAAAUAAACCGUUUGAGUCUAGUAUCUCUCUUCUAAUCUUAAGAUCAUCUCUUUAUAGCAAACACUGUGAGUGUAUGAUGUUGAGGUAGUAAUCCACAAUUACAUAAACUAAUAAUAUGAGCCAUAAAUAGUAACUUUAACUUAUUGUUCGAAAUUAUUACGUAAUUAAAGCUCAGUCUCUAGAAAUCAUGGGUGUUAUGGGUUAAAAUUUACAAUUCUGAAGAAUAUAUAUUCACUUCAUAUAAGUAGAUGAAUAUCAGUGAUGAUUGAACAUGCAAUUAGUCAUUUUCAUUCACUGUUUUAUUAUUUCCUUAUUCUAUAUGAAGAACUAAUACGUCCUUCCAAUUAGGCUCAUAUUCUGUGAGAAAAUAAGUCACACGUUUAUAGAAACCAAGUCCCAUUUCUAUGAUAACCUUAAAUUAAAUAGAUGUCGUGGCGAAUGCAAUUCGUAAUAUGAAAUGAACACUUCUUCUAGAUGGGACAAUCAACUCGUAAUAAAUUCAUCGUAACAUCUAGUAGUUUAGAGGUUUGGUAACAUUUUUUAUUUAAUUUUAUGUUUGAUUUGCUGACCGUUUGUGUUUUGAUAUGGUUUAAGUGUUUCUAAAAUGAUAUGGUUUUAUGAAAUAAUCACUAAAUGUCACUUUAAAUCAAUUCAUAUGCGAUGCAAAAAGCACAAACAUUUGGUAAAAUCGAUAUGUAUGCUGCCAAAGGAUAAUUAUUUAUAUUUAUUACAUGUAUUUCUUGAAGUGGAAAUCAUAAACAUUUUGGUUUAUCUUUAUUAGCUCACCCAAUAUGCCACCAAAAAAGAGUGCGCAGAAUGAAACAGUAUUGGCAAGGUUUAUGAAAGAGUUACUCAAAGAUUACGAACAAAGAGCUAAUUAUUAUAAAACAACAGUUUGCAACUCAAUCAAAUUAUGUUUUAGAAAGGCUAUAGAAGAAGAUCAUCCUGUAACAAGACUUCUCGUUGAUCCACAAGAUCGUAAAACAGUUGAGUAUUGGGUUGACGACAAACUAAGUGAUGCUUUUGGCAACGCUGAUGGUGAUGAUAAAAGUAAAACUAUACAAAAAAAGAACAUCAAAAAAAAGCGGUUGAAAGAAGAUAAACCACUGGUAAAACUUUUACCAUUGAUUGAAACAAUUCGAGCAAAAAGGUAUACAACGAUACAAGAAAUAUUAAUAUGGGACUGUUAUAUUGAAAAUGAUGAUAUGGUCGCAUUAACUGGUUUGUUCAAUAAAGGAUGUUAUCUUAUUACACGUAUUGAAUUAAUCAACUGUUUUCUUGACACGAAAUGUAUUCGUUUAUUAGUGGCUAAUAUUGCUAUCUCUAAAAUACUACGUGAAUUAUCCUUGGAUUUUAAUGAAAUCGGUGAACAAGGUUGUCGUAUAUUAUGUGAUGGUUUAAUUAGAAAUCAAUAUCUUACUUACUUAAGCUUACGAUUUUGUGGUCUCACUAAACAAUGCGGUUUGUGGCUUGGAAAUAUAAUUGCAGAAACAGCUAUAAGGGAGCUUAUUCUUGACGGGAAUUCUUUAGAAGCUGAAGGAACUAUAGCUUUACUUAGUCGAAUUUCUGAUGCUGCAGAGAAAGAAGGAUUUGAACGUACUGAAGAGAUAAGAAGAAAACAAUUAGUUGCAGAGGAAACUAGAAGUCGAGGUCGGGCGAAAGUGAAGGACCUAGAUGUUCUAGAAGCGGCUCAUGAUGAUACUGCUGAUCCAGCCCUGCAGUCUCCAUCCCCAACAACCCCUUUAUCAAGUAAAAAAACCUCUGCAAAAAGUGACAAGAAAAAAUCAUCUAAAGGACGAAAACGUGGUAGAAAGAAUAAAAGCAAGUCGUUAUUUCCUCCUUCUGGUCCACAAAUUUCAGUUUUGAAAUUAGCGGAUAAUGAAAUUAGUCAUUAUGGUCAAGAAGGAAAUUUCAAUACAGUUCGAUGUAUGCAAUUAAUAAAAAGUAUAAUUUCACAUAGUAAGGAUUUACAAGAAGUUGAUUUAUUUGCUAAUGAUAUUGGUGAUCUUGCCGCCAGACAAAUUUUAGAAGGGAUACUGUGUCGUAAAGAUGCUAAAUUACCACAAAUCGGUGUACGUUUAAGUCAUCGUAUUAAUCAAGACACAUUUGAUAUGGUACGUAAAUUAGCACCCGGUCCAAAAAAGAAAAAAGUUAGAAGAAAGAAAAGAAAGUGA
Molecule: messenger RNA, 5431 nt
Organism: Schistosoma rodhaini
Lineage: Eukaryota; Metazoa; Platyhelminthes; Trematoda; Strigeidida; Schistosomatidae
Source: the annotation of a GenBank genome assembly